This is a messenger RNA of Pleuronectes platessa (European plaice), 2355 nucleotides long. It is a transcript of the gene tfb2m, whose product is annotated as transcription factor B2, mitochondrial. Gene Ontology annotation, molecular function: mitochondrial transcription factor activity; rRNA (adenine-N6,N6-)-dimethyltransferase activity. The record is from RefSeq and is a predicted model, not a curated record. Gene Ontology annotation, cellular component: mitochondrial matrix. Gene Ontology annotation, biological process: transcription initiation at mitochondrial promoter; rRNA methylation. The transcript is spliced from 10 exons. The coding region runs from base 227 to 1570 and encodes 447 amino acids. NCBI's taxonomy places the organism in Eukaryota, Metazoa, Chordata, Actinopteri, Pleuronectiformes, Pleuronectidae.
CCACGAGACGAGCGCAGCAAAAACAAGCAUCGGGGGGUCAGGAUGAGCAGGGCUCAAUGUCACGGAGCUUUUCCAGCAAACAGACCAACCUGAGCCUGCGUCACAUCACUGCGGGCCAGCUAUUAGGAUAUACAAGAGAUUCUACCAGUAGGCGGUGACAUCUUAGAGCGGGACUUGAAUCUCCCUCUGCCCGUCUCCUGUUGUGAAACACCACUGCUCCAUCACCAUGUCCAUCCAGAUAUUUCGAGUGGUGGAGCUGGUGAUGCGCUCUGCUUGCAGCAACACCAUUAGAAGUAGAUCCUAUAUGCAAAAGGCAGGUUUGGCCCCAGUGGGUCCCCCUGGCCUCUGUGUUCCUGUGCUUCACAGGAGGGCCUACAGCCUAGACUCUCUCUCUUCUGGCCCUGGUCGGCCCACACUCGGCUCGACUUCACAGCAGCCCCGCACAGAGAGGACGUCCCCAUCAGCAGCACUCGCACACAGGAACCUGUCGGCUGUGGCUGUACAGGGCCAAUGUCGCCCAUUGUGCCAGUAUGACUUCCUGGACGUCGGGCAGGAAGAAGAGAAUGUACGUCGUGCUAUGUCCUGUAAAAAGAUCCGACACUUUAUUGUGGACCCGGACCUGGCUAAAGUAGUAACACAGCAUCUAGAACCUGAGGCGUCUAAAAGUAUUAUCUUCGAAUGUAACCCAGGUCCUGGGGUGUUGACUCGGACUCUCCUCAAUGCUGGAGCUCAGAGAGUCGUGGCUCUCGAGGAAGAUAAGUCCUUCCUACAUGAUCUACAGGAGCUAGAGGGUCAUCUUGAUGGUCAGCUGGAGGUGGUUCACUGUGACUACUUUAAACUAGAUCCCAUGGGCAAUGGAAACCUGAGGGCCCCUGUCAUGUCCAGUGACAAACUCUUCACUGAUCUGGGAAUAUCAGAGAGUAACUGGGCUGAUGACAUCCCAGUGAAGGUGGUGGGCAUCCUGCCCCAGCGUAAUGAGCGUGGCAUGCUGCUAAAGAUGGCCUAUGCUUUGUUUGAAAGGCUGUCUGUCUACAGAUAUGGAAGGGUAGAGCUCAAUCUGUUCAUGAGCGAGAAGGAAUACCUGAAACUGGUGUCACGUCCAGGCAGCAUGUUUAACUACAGAGCCUUCAGUGUCCUCUGGCAGAUGUCCUGUGACAUUGAUCUGUUACACAAGGAGCCAUGGGAGUCAUUUGUGAAGUCAAAACAGGGUGCAUCUAAACCUAAAGGCCGGCUUCCCAAUGACCACCUCUGCCUGGUGCGUCUGCGUCCACGAGCCGAUCUGUUCUCUGAUGGCCUCAGUCCCUCGAAUGCUUCAACUCUGCUGAUGAUGGUCAAACAGUGUCUGGCAAAGAGGAAGGUCAAGCUCAUUGACAGGCUCAAUGUCUGGUCACCAGAUAGCGGGAGUAAGCUGUUAUCCGAAGUGGGCAUGCCGUUGGACAUUCUGACGGGAAACGUAUUUCCAGAGGAGUAUCUCCAGCUGUUCCAGUUGAUGGACAAGAGUAAGGAGUUCACACAGAGCUGGCUCUAUGAGGAGAUCCUGGAGAACACACAGAGAGAGGGUUGGGCGUAAAAUAGUCAUUUAUGGAGUAGCGACACAAAAAGGUGCAUGUUUGUAUGCACCUUUUUGUGUAUAAAGUGAUGGUUUAUGUAAAAAGAAUAAGGUUUGCAUAAUAAAUCGUGGGAUAUGCAUACAUAAAGUAAUGUAUACAAAUAAGUCAAACAUUAUGAAAUUAGUUGACUGAAACUUGACUGUAUAAACAUUUUGUUACUGAAAUGAAAAAAGUGCUUGACUAACUGUUCUUAAGGUCAAGGAAGAAACGACUUUAAAUGUCUCAGCCUGUUUUCCUUAACCAGGUUUCCCAUGAGUUGAGACUUCAGACAAACUAUAUGAGAAACAGUUUCUAUUUGGUCCUCACAAGACACUGUAUGCAGUCCUCUUUUCAUCAAAUUGUCUGAGAAAUCAAAUGGUUUAAAGAUUGUUGCAAAAAUAAACGUAAAUGAUUUUGUUGUAUCACAGAGGAGAGACGAAUCUGCAUGAACACAGUAGCAACUUGUCCAAGAUCAUGUCAUGCAAAUGAAAAAUAUACUAGAGCAGCUGAAAGCAGCUUCACAAAACAAUGCUUUGUGUCUCCUAUAAUAUUUUGCUAAACUGACAUGGGUGACAGUAGUAGUGCGGUAAAUGCUCAGCGAAGAGGAUUGCAUAUGUAAAGGAAGUUUUGCACUGUAUAGAUUCAUGUCUUGUAUAUUUUUGUAUUUUCGUUGUGAACGUAUAAACUCCUGUAUGUUUAAAAUGCCCUGCUUUAAGCAAUGUAUGAAUUGUGUGUCUAAGAUAAUUUAUAAAUAAUUAAGUCAGAA